This is a messenger RNA of Cucurbitaria berberidis CBS 394.84, 804 nucleotides long. RefSeq lists its product as uncharacterized. The record is from RefSeq and is a predicted model, not a curated record. The transcript has 2 exons. Bases 1 to 804 code for a protein of 267 amino acids. Lineage: Eukaryota; Fungi; Ascomycota; Dothideomycetes; Pleosporales; Cucurbitariaceae.
AUGGGCUGCACUUCCUGCCUGGGCUUUGCUAAUCCCAACGGCGACCGAGGGCACGAUGCUGAACGAACCAUUUCCGAUUCUCGCGGCUGCUCAUGCGAUAAGUCACAUACAGAAACAACACUGAUAGUGCACCCGCCAGUCCCGCCUGCGCCGAAGACGAAGAGUGCAUCAUCUACUUUGGCCUCAUUUGUGCAGCAGGCCGAUGAUGUGACACAGCAGAUUAAGGAUAUAACACGGAUGCUGGAUCAGGCCUGGCGAGACGACAGGCCCGCUGCGGCUGCCAAACCCGUAAAAGCUGCUAGGUCUACCGAUCGAGGGCCAUUGAAGAUGCCCAAACCCAUUAAUUGGGACGCACCGAGAUACCCGCCGCCCAGCCGCUUCAAGGAGCGCCCCUGCGAGAUAAGAGCAGAUAUUCCUAAGAGUGGGUACAGACGUGCUUCUAGGGUUGUGGCCGAAUUGGAGACGCCGAAGGUCUCUAAGCCUAAGCAGACCGUAUAUAACGAAUGUGGCGAAACAUCAAAAAAUGAACAGGCACAUAUCGAGAUUGCUUUACAGCAGAAAGACAGACCAAGUUGCCCUAGUGUAGCUAAGAGCGCAGCGGAUAUGUUAGAGAACCAGGACGGAGCAAGAGAAAGAGGAGAGAUGAUAGGGAAAGGGUGGCUGACUGUGUACAUGAAGGGCCGAAAUGACGGGAGAACUACGAAAGAACUACUUAAAGAUGUGGACAUGUACUCAGAAGAGGGAGAGGGGUGGGAGAUGAUCGCGAGUGAGGAAGAGGAGAUGUGGGAUAUUGUUGAGCGAUAG